UUUUUGAGGGAAAGAAAAAGAAAAAAAAAAAGGAAUUUAUAAUUAUCCGUAGAAAAUAAUUAGAGGGAAAUUUGUCAACUUUGGCGUCAACACAUAUUUUGCCGGCGAAUCGCUUGAAAUCACUAUUCUUAAGGAAACGCCUCGAUUUCUGUAAUCCCAUUUAACCAAUUUUCUCUCUGUUCUUGAUUGCCUGACCCUAAAAAAACCCCCAAAGUUUCAUCCAUUAUUGUCGCUUUGAUUCCGUCGAUCGGCGAUGGGGCCGGGCUUCGUGGCCUUGUCUGGCGCUGCAAAACAGGCCGAGCUUCUCCGAAAAGAUGGAAACCACUAUUUUCAAAAAGGUAGAAUCGGAGCCGCCAUUGAAGCCUACACCGAGGCGAUUACGCUAUGCCCGAAUGUUGCUGUGUAUUUGACGAACCGCGCUUUGUGUCAUCGCAAGCGGAAUGAUUGGAAGAAGGUGGAGGAGGACUGCCGGAGAGCUAUUCAGAUUGAUAGCAAUUCUGUGAAGGGACAUUAUAUGUUAGGCCUAGCAUUAAUACAAAAUAAUGUAUAUCCAGAAGGAAUCAAGCAUUUGGAGAAGGCUUUGGAUCUUGGUAGGGGUGCAAAUCCAAAGAGUUAUAUGGUUGAGGAAAUAUGGCAGGAGCUUGCCAAAGCAAAAUACAGGGAGUGGGAAAAAGCUUCUACCAAACGUUCAUGGGAAUUACAGACCUUGAAAGAAGCUUGUGAGGCAGCCCUUGAACAAAAGUAUUUUCUUGACCAUUCUGAACUAGAAGGGUUUGUAGAUGAAGCUGAAAUUGCUCAUAGGAAACAAUUAAAGUCUCUAAGAAGUGUGUUUGAAAAAGUUGGGGAGGCGGAUGCGCCAUCUGAGGUGCCUGAUUAUCUUUGUUGUAAAAUUACACUUGAUAUUCUUCGUGAUCCCGUUAUUACUCCGAGCGGGGUUACAUAUGAGAGAGCAGUGAUACUCGACCAUUUUCGAAAGGUGGGUAACUUCGAUCCCUUAACGCGGGAACUGCUCGAUGAGUCACAACUUGUACCGAAUUUAGCCAUAAAGGAAGCAGUAGAAGCCUUUCUAGAUAAGCAUGGAUGGGCUUAUAAUACAGAUUAAGUUGAAUUUGAAACGGAACUCAAUCGAGUUGAUGGUUAGGCCUGCACGGUCUCGUGUCUUUAAUGGCGUGAGUUUGUCCUCGACUCUUCUGUAUGCAUUGUCGAUUACGGUUUGUCAUAUGAUAUCAUGCUUUCCAUGACAUUCUGAGGUGGUAGCGUCAAUCAUGUAUAUGAUGUCCUGUCUUGAUAAUUUUAUUGUACAGUUAUUACUUAAACCUUCAUUACGGUUUUAAUUGGAAGGCUAUGUUCAGCUUCGGUGCGAGUUUGUUC
Cucurbita moschata (crookneck pumpkin) is the source of this 1371-nucleotide messenger RNA. RefSeq names its product E3 ubiquitin-protein ligase CHIP-like. Bases 254 to 1102 code for a protein of 282 amino acids. NCBI's taxonomy places the organism in Eukaryota, Viridiplantae, Streptophyta, Magnoliopsida, Cucurbitales, Cucurbitaceae. Gene Ontology annotation, biological process: cellular response to misfolded protein; positive regulation of proteolysis; protein quality control for misfolded or incompletely synthesized proteins. Gene Ontology annotation, molecular function: protein-folding chaperone binding; ubiquitin protein ligase activity. The transcript is spliced from 8 exons. The record is from RefSeq and is a predicted model, not a curated record. Gene Ontology annotation, cellular component: cytoplasm.